AUAUUUUUGUAUAUUCCAUAUUCUAGGAAAUGACAUCAUAUUCGCUUUAACCAAUCAAAACAAUAUGGUACUUCGAAUCGAUUUAGAAGAUAUGGAAGGUGGUCAAAGAUAUGCAGAAUAUGAUGAAUUCUUGGUGCGAAGUGAAAGGGAACUGUAUAAAAUGAGUUAUAAAACGUACAAGGGUGACGCAGGGGACUCACUUUCAACCCACAAUAACAUGAUGUUUUCCACCAGGGACAGAGAUAAUGAUAAAUUGGAGAAGAACUGUGCCACGACUUACAAAGGUGGCUGGUGGUAUAAUACUUGUCAUCAUUCUAAUUUAAACGGUUUGUAUCUCGGGGGACCACAUGAAGAAUCCGCUGUUGGUAUUAAUUGGUAUCAUUGGAAAGGACAUAAAUAUUCUCUGAAGAAAAGUGAGAUGAAAAUACGACCAGUUGGAUUUGUUUCAAAGAAAGAACCAUAAAAAUGUCACACAGAGAUAUAUAGUUUAAUCGUUAUUCAGUAGUGUAAUAACGUUCAUUAUAUCUUUAUAGUUAUCAAUAUCAGAGAGUAAUCAGAAAUAUUUAAAGAAAGAUCUGUCGUAAAUCUAAUGACAAUUAUAAUAUUUUCAAAAUUCUAAGAAAUGUUUGUAUUAUAAUUUAUUUUAUAUUUUCUGUUGACGGCUUGUAUUAAUGUGUAUUUUUUUCUUUUCAAUAAAUAUAAUAAUUAAUUUCGAUACCAAAAA
Messenger RNA from Limulus polyphemus (Atlantic horseshoe crab), 724 nucleotides. Its product is annotated as techylectin-5B-like. The coding region runs from base 65 to 463 and encodes 132 amino acids. NCBI's taxonomy places the organism in Eukaryota, Metazoa, Arthropoda, Merostomata, Xiphosura, Limulidae. The transcript is spliced from 2 exons. The record is from RefSeq and is a predicted model, not a curated record.